AUGCGUUUGAGACCUCGUCCGUACUGGGUCGGCAUAUGGGCAAGCCUUAUGGUGACGGCCAUGGCUGAGAGUUACGAUUACAUCAUCGUUGGUGGAGGAACCGCUGGCCUGACGGUCGCAGCUCGCCUUAGCGAGGAUCCUCAAGUGACGGUCCUCGUCUUGGAAGCCGGCGCUGAUCGCUCUGCUGACCUCAACGUUUUGGCUCCCGGGCUAUUUCCUGCCAUGUAUGGUGACGCCGACUAUGAUUGGGAUUACAAGACAAUUCCCCAGACUUCGGCCAACAACAAGGUCGUCGCUCAUAUCCGCGGGAAGCAGCUGGGCGGCUCUAGCGCCAUGAACUUUAUGUUCUGGACGCACCCUUCACGACGAGAUAUUGACAACUGGGGCGCCUUGGGAAACGAGGGCUGGUCGUGGGAGGCGCUCGCUCCUUACUUUCGGAAAUCGGAGUCGUUCGUAGCCCCCUCGAGCCAGCAGACGAGCGAUCUUCUCCUCGAAUACGUUGACCCGAGCGUCCAUGGUGCCACCGGGCCCAUCAUCAAUGAGUUCCCCCAACUCUACAGCCCAUUUCUCAAAGCCUGGCCACGAACUUUCGAGAAGCUUGGGCUUGAGGUCGACGGCGAUCCCCGUGAUGGCCUGGCACUGGGAGGCUACGUCAACUUGCUCAACAUCGACAAGAGUACGAGGAGCUACGCUGCAAAUGCCUAUCUCGAUCCGGCACGUCACCGGACCAAUUUGAAGGUAGUGACUGACGCUCUGGUGACCAAGCUCGUGCUGAAGAAAACUCGUAAUGGGAUCCAAGUGGAAGGUGUCAAGUGGUCGCAGGGUGGAGAGACACAUGAAGCAGCCGCCAAGAUGGAGGUGGUUCUCGCUGCAGGGUCCGUCGCCUCGCCGCAGCUCCUCGAGGUCUCUGGCGUAGGCGACAAGAAACUUUUGGGAACCCACGGUGUCGAGGUUUUCGUCGACAAUCCUAAUGUCGGUGAGAAUCUGCAAGAUCACGUCUAUGUCCCUCUAGGAUUUGCGGCGAAGCCCGGUGUGCCCACCAAUGAGGAUUACGCCAACGCAACCUACUUCCAGGAGCAGCUCGACCUGUACCUCCAGAACAAGACUGGUCGUCUGUCGUCCGCGGGCGCCAGCUCGGCACUCUUGUCUCUGAACCAGAUCGCCUCCACUCUGGACUUAUCUCUACCUUCUCAGAAGAACAGCGUCCCCAGCUUGGCCGAGCAACACGGCAUCAUCUUUCGAGACCUCAAAUCGGAAGCAAUCGCCCAAGAGCUCACGAUCGAGGGUGGCAUCUCUCCCCAGUUCUCCGCCGACACGACCAAACUCUUCUCGGCGGGAGCACCGGGCAACUUCCUCUCUCUCCUGGGCGUCCUCGAGCACCCCUCUUCUCGAGGCGCAAUCCACAUCCGAUCCGCCGACGCAGCCGUCCACCCCCUCAUCGACCCCCGCUACCUCUCGCACCCGCUCGACGUGCAGCUUCUGAAAGCCAUUGCGCUUCACCUGCAGACCGUCGCGCGGACGCCGCCGUUGAGCAACCUGCUCCAGGGCGGAGGGACCGUCUUCCAGCCCGGGUACCACGAGCUCACCGCCGAGAACGUCGAGGACUGGAUCCGCGAUAGCAUGCAGAGCGAAUACCACCCCUGCGGUACCUGCGCCAUGCUGCCCAGGUCAAAGGGUGGUGUUAUCGAUGAAAGAUUCAAGGUAUACGGGGUCAAGGGACUGAGGGUCGUCGAUGCUAGCAUCUUCCCGCUGAUUCCGAGGGCCAACAUUCAGUCUCUGGUCUACGCGGUGGCGGAGCGGGCAGCUGAUUUUAUCAAAGAGGAUGCCCUCUGA
This is a messenger RNA of Colletotrichum orchidophilum, 1833 nucleotides long. Its product is annotated as GMC oxidoreductase. Lineage: Eukaryota; Fungi; Ascomycota; Sordariomycetes; Glomerellales; Glomerellaceae. The transcript has 4 exons. Bases 1 to 1833 code for a protein of 610 amino acids. Gene Ontology annotation, molecular function: oxidoreductase activity, acting on CH-OH group of donors; flavin adenine dinucleotide binding. The record is from RefSeq and is a predicted model, not a curated record.